AACUGUUUCAUCUACCAGAUUGUAUAUACCACCAAGUUGACGACAUAUCUAUAUCUAUCUAUCUAUCUACCACUAGAGUAUAUUAGACAAAUAAAAUAAACAAAAUAAAAAUCAGUUAUGUCGAUGAUAUUGAUAAUGAUGAUGACGAUGAUGAUGAUGAUUAUGCCGCUGACGAUGAUGGCGAUGAAUAUGUAUGACAGUUAGACAUUUAAUAAUAUUAUCUCUAUUGAUAUAACAAUUCUAUAGACAAAGUCAAUUAUCAUUAUACAAACAAAAUUGUUUUACUUCAUUCUACUUGGAUACUUAUACAUGGAUACACACUACAGAUAGACAUGGUUACUAGUAGUACAUUCAUUGAAUUAUUUAUUUAUUAUUCACUAAAACGACAUUGUUAAAUUGGGAAAAAUGUUACAUUUACCCUACAUCUGUCUGGUGUACACACACACACACACACACUUACACGCCUACACACACACACACACCUACAAACAUACCUACACACACACACACCAACACAUGCAGACACAUAUACAAAAUCAUUUGCACUGUAUCAUAUAAUUACAAAUAAAAUGAAAAUACCGCUCAAUUAAACUGAUCCAGUUUCCAAGGGAAAUUAUUUAUUUAUUUAUUUAUUUUUUUGAAAUGAGAAUUAUUAUUCUUAUUUUCAUUGAUUAAUUAUGUUAUUAAUUCAUUUCAAGUUUUAUUUACAAAUAAAUAAUUUUUUAUAUAUUUUAUGUCAAUUCAUGAUUUUCUUAUUGAAUAUAUGGAUUUUCAAAAUGAUACAAGCAAAUCAUGUCACCAUGGCAACAAGUAAUAGUAGUAACAAUAAUAAUAAUAAUAAGCAUAAUUUAUUAUUUAAUUCUGAUGGAAACAUUUUCAAUAUGGAAACACAGAUGGAUUUGAUUCAUCGUUUACCACGUUACACACAAAUAUUGUCGUCGUCGUCGUCGUCAUCGUCAUCAUCAUCAUCUUCAUCACCGUCAGCAAUAACACCAAUUCUAGGUACAGAAUUAAUUCAACUUAGUUAUAAUUGUAUAGUCUAUGAUGAAACACCAGCUCAAUAUAAUUUACUUGAUGAAACUAAUGGAAAUACAUGCCAAUUAUUAUCAUCAUUAUCAUCCUCAUCCUCAUCCUCCUCCUCAUCAUCAUCAUCAUUAUCGAGUAUAGCAAUGAUUCAAACAAAAAAUUUCGAGAAAUUAUUCCUUAAUAUGAAAAUUAUUACAACAGCAAAUCCUAUGGCAAAAUAUUUCAAUAUUAAUCCAAAUAAUUAUACAUUGUAUACAAGUCAACAUAUUGAUCGUGAAGAAUUAUGUAAUCAAGCAAUGGUAAUGACUGAUACCUCGUCUAUACCGGAUUCAUUAAGAACAUGUUGUAUAAAUCGUCGAAAGGAAUGUAUUUUCCCAUUGAAUAUACUUGUACAGACAAGAAUUGGUAAGGAUGAUACGGUUGCUACUACUACUACUAACAGUAUUAAUAGUAGUAGUAGCACCAUUUCUAAACAUUCAGUCGACAAAGGAAUUAAUCAUGGAUCAUCCAUUAUUACUGAUACUGCAAUCGCUGAUAUUAGUAGUAUAGGUAGUAUUAGUAGUAAUGGUAAUAUUGCUGAUGUUGUAAGUAGUAGUUCACGUUCAAAAUUUUUUACAAUUAACAUAAAACUAAUUGAUAUCAAUGAUAAUGCACCAAAAUUUCCAAAUCCUCAAUAUACAAUCCAUGUUUCAGAAGGAAUACAUGUUGGAUCCAGGCUACCUUUACCAUUAGCGGAAGAUUUAGAUUGUGUAGACUAUAAUAUUGUACGUUAUCAACUACUUACACAAGGUGAUGAUACAUUUGAAUUGAUUCAAUUAUCAAAUGAAUUAAUCAAUAAUCUACCUUCAUUAGUUCCAUCUACCUCAAUUAAUAAUGAUAAUAAUCAACUAAUCUAUUCAAAUUAUAAUAGUUUAUCUUAUAAUAGACAAAUGGAAUAUCCAUUUACUUAUCAUCAACCGAAUACAUUAUCACCAAUAAAUCAAUUAUUACCAUAUCAAAAUCGACCAGAACAAUUAUAUUUAAAAGUUAUGAAGCCAUUAGAUUGGGAAACUAAACGUAACUAUCAAUUUAUAUUAAAUGCUGAAGAUAAUGGAUCACCAGCAUUUACCGGUGAAAUGAGUUUGAUGAUCAUUGUCACUGAUGAAAAUGAUAAUCAUCCUAUAUUUCGUAAUAAAAGUUUAAUGAUUAGUGUACCAGAAAAUUCACCUGAAGGUUUACAUCUUAUACAAUUAAUUGCUGAUGAUCCAGAUGAUGGAAAAUCUGGUCAAAUUAUUUAUAGUUUAAUAAAUAAUGAUGUCAACAUUAAACCACCAUCAUCAUCCUCAUCAUCCUCAUCAUCAUUAUCAUCGCUAUCGAAUGGUAAUGAUCAUUCCAAUCAACGUCAAUUACAUAACAAUUCUCAUACUACUAAUAAUAGUAAUGAAAUGAAGAAAAGCUUAUUUGAAAUUGAUUCUAAAACUGGUUGGUUAAUCAUAAAUGGACAUUUAGAUUAUGAAAUAUCAAAACAUCAUCUUCUACGUGUCAUAGCUCGUGAUCAAUCGAAUCAUCCAGGAUUUGAUGAAGCAAUCAUUAGUGUUUAUAUCACAGAUAUCAAUGAUAUUGCACCACAGAUUACAGUAGAAUCAGUUAAUCGUAUUUCAUCAAGUCAAUCGAUUAUUGAUAAUCAUCAUAAUCAAUAUAAGAAUAAUAUAUUACAAGUGUAUAUUAAUGAAACUCCUGGACAUAAUAUAAUGAAUUAUAAAUUAGAAAAUGAAUAUACUACUCAUGAUAAUUUAUUACCAACUAUGAUACAAUUAUUAGCUUUUGUAGUUGUAAAUGAUCCAGAUACUGGUCCCGGUGGUACAUUUCAAUGUCAUCUAGAAUCAAAUACAAUAGAUAACAAUGAUAAUAAUGAUAAAGCAUUUAGAUCCAAGUUACAUUAUCCAACACAAUAUACAUUGAAUGAACAAAAUCAUUAUUUGUCAUUCAUUCCAACUCCUAGUACUAGUACUAUUCGUAGUACCACUGGUACUAUAACUCAUAGUUCAAUUGUUGGAAUGUUUCAAUUAAAUCCAAUAUCUAAUUUCAAUUAUGAAUUAAAUACAAUUUAUGGAUUUGAUUAUGAAUUUAGUAAAACAGAAUCAGUAAAGAUUGUAUGCAGUGAUAAUGGGAUGCCAAGUCUUACAUCCAGUUAUGUGAUUAAAGUUAUUGUACAAGAUUUAAAUGAUAAUCCACCAGUUUUUACAAAAGAUUAUCAUAAUUUUUUUGUUCAAGAGAAUAGUCCAAUCAAUACAGUGAUUAAUAAAGUAAUUGCAACUGAUGCAGACAGUGAAAAGAAUGCUGAAAUCAAAUAUCAACUUAGUCAAGAUGGUGAAGAAUACUUUACUAUUCAUCAAUUAGAUGGAACUAUUUAUACAAAAAUAAUAUUCGAUAGAGAAUUAAAACAAAAUUAUCGAUUUCAAGUCUAUGCCAAUGAUAAUGGUCAACCGAUUGCAUUAACAGCAACCACUACAAUUGAAGUGACUAUUGUUGAUGUUAAUGAUAAUACACCAAUGUUUGUCGGUUUAGAUCGAGAUAAUUGUUAUCAUUUCCGUAUAGCAGAAAAUCAACCACCGAAUACAUAUGUUGGUAUCCUACUUGGUACCGAUAAUGAUAUUGAUGAAAAUGCUCAAUUACAUUUUCGUUUACUUGGUACAACAUCUCAUUUUAGAUUGAAUAGUUCCACUGGAGAAAUAACAACUUUACAAUUAUUAGAUCGUGAAAAACAAGCAAAUUAUGAAUUAAUUGUUUUAUUAAUUGAUCAUGGUAAACCAUCACGUUCAGCAACAGCUAAAGUUCAUAUACAUAUAACUGAUACAAAUGAUCAUGAUCCAAUUGUUGUAUUUCCAGUUAAUGGUAAAGGUAAUAUUAGUGUAUCUUAUCGGGAACCACCAGGUGAAAUAGUAGCACGAAUUGAAGCACGUGAUCCCGAUGAAGGACAUAAUUCUUUAUUACAUUUCAAUUUAUAUUCUGGUAAUCAAGCUUCAGUCUUUCGUCUUGGUAGUACGUCAGCUGAAUUAAUAAUUGAUCGUGAAUUAACUAUACAAGAUAUUGGUUUAUAUCCAUUAGUAAUACAUAUACAAGACGCUGGUAUUCCAUCACGUACAACAGAAGUGAAACUAAUGGUUAGAAUAAUUGAUUCACCACCACGUAUAUAUUCGAAUCGAUUUACUAAUUUACAUCAUUCUACAAAUUUAUUAAAUAAUGAUAUUAAAUCAUUAAAUUUACAUCGUCGUUUCAAAGAUAAUCAAUAUUAUUCAUUAAUCAAUGAUCAUGAGAAAUUAAUGAAAACAAAUGAAUUUCAUAAUUAUGAUGAAAAUAAUCCAUUCAAUACUAGUUCUAUAUUAGUUGCUAUCGUUGCAUUAAGUUGUGCUAUUAUACUUGUAUUAUUAGGCAUUACUGUAUAUGUAUGCGGUCGACGAGGAUUUCAAAGUUUUCGUUUUCAUAAUAAUAAUACUACUAAUAAUAAUAGUAGUAGUAGUAGUAGAAAUGGUCGAAUGCAAUAUCUAUUACGUAAUGAUAAUUCAUUAAAUAAUAUCAAAUUAACUGAUGAUAAAUUUAAUUGGAAAAAUAUAUUAAAUUCAAAAUAUCAUACAAAUCAUAAUAAUAAUAAUAAUAAUAAUAAUAAUAAUAAUACAAUAUUAUAUCCUAAUAAAUCAAUAAUCAAUAAUCAAUAUCAUUCCAAUCAAUCAAUCUUAUUCAAUAAUGAAAAUAAUCCAUAUAUUGAUCAAUUUAGUAAUGUAUCCUUAAAAUCAAUAUUGAUUGAAGAAAAUAAUUCAUUAAAAAAUAAACAAAAAAAUCAUGAAAAUUAUACAACAUUUUUACCAUUCAAUGAAUAUACAUCAUAUAGAAAUGAUCAAAAAACAUUACCAAUAAUCAAUGAUAAACAAUCAAUAUAUUUAACAAUGCCAAUCAAUAAUCAUACUAAUAAUGAAUUAAAACAAAAUUAUGAAAAAUAUUGGAUUAUUAAUAAACAAGAUUCUAAUAAUUAUACAUUACCACAAUAUAAUCAAUAUGAACAACAUAUAAGUAGUAAUAGUAAUAGUAGUACAUUGAUCAAUUCGAAUCUUGAUUAUUUACAACAAUCUCAUCAUAGUAACAAUAAUAAUGAUCCAUUGAAUUUAUGUAAAACAAUGAUGAAUGAUGAAGAUUUAAAAAAUAAAUCAAUACUACCAAUGAAUAUAUCAACAAUGGAUAUGAUAAAUAAUACGAAUAAUGUUACCAUGGCAACAGAUACGAUUAAUAGUAUCAUGAGUAGUAAUAAUAAUAAUAAUAAUCAUAAUAAAAUUGAUCCUAAUUAUUUUACACAAUCGUUAAAAUUAAAAAAAUCAGAGAAAUUAGAUAAUUCAAUGAAUUUCUUGAAUGGAUCAAUGAAUGAUGAUAAUAAUAAUCAUGAUCAUAAUUCAAAUGAAAUAAAUCAAUUAAAAACUGCUAGAAGUUGGGAAUAUAUUGUAAUACCACAUAAUAAUAAUAAUAAUAAUAAUAAUCAGUCAUUAUCUCCUUUAUCAUCAAAUAAAGAAGAACAUAACAAACCACAUGAACAGCAAUAUCAAGUUUCAUGGACUUCUAAUAUUCAAUCAAGUAUUCCAUCAAGUAAAUCAACCUCAAUUUUAUCACCACAACAUACAAUUAAACAUAAAAUAGGUAAUUGUCUUUCAGAUAAUCAAUCUUUUAUGAUGACUUCUACACCUUGUAUUACUUCUACACCAUCUACACCUUCUGUUAUCUCGACUACUUCCACUGCUACUACUACUACUACCAGUACUACUACUACUACUACUACUACUGCUACUACUACUACUACGACUACGACUACGACUACUACUACUACUACUACUACUACUACUACUACUACUACUACUACUACUACUACUACUACUACUACUACUACUACUACUACUACUACUACUACUACUACUACUACUACUUCUACUACUACUACUACUACUACUACUACUACUACUACUACUACUACUACUACUACUACUACUACUACUACUACUACUACUACUACUACUACUACUACUACUACUACUACUACUACUUUUACUUAUAAUAUUCUUAUGAUGUCAACAUUUGUUAGUUUAUGUUCAUCAUCAUCAUCAUCAUCAUCAUCAUAUAAAAAAUUAUAUAAAAGUACACCAAAUUAUGGGAUCAUUAAUAAUCAAUAUAUCAAUGUGAAAUCAAUUUCAAUAGAAAAAUUAAAAAAUUAUUUUUAUCGAUUAGAUCAAUUACCAUUUAUUGAUGAAAUGUAUCAAAAUGAUCAAUAUCCAAAUAUAUACGCAUCAUUUGAUGAAUUCAGUAUCAAUGGUAUGGAUAAUCAAAAGAAUUUUAUUAAAAAUCAAUCAUCUUCACAUAAAACUUCUGGUAAAUUAUGUGGUUGUUUCACAAGAAGAUAAUAAAGUGAGAUAUUUAUUUGGAAGAAAGCAUUUAUUAUAACAAAUGAACAUACUACUUACUUACUUACUUAACUGCUUACCUACCUACCUACUUACCUAUCUAGCUACCUAGUUACCUACCUACUAACCUACUUACUCACUUGCCUAUCUACCUACCUACUUACUUAUCUGCUUACCUACCUACUUACCUACUAACUUACCUACUUACCUACCUAUCAACCUCCUACUUGCUGACUUGCUUACUCACUUACUUACUUAUGCCUGUUACUCCUAAUGGAGCAUAGGCCACAAACCAACAUUUUCCAACUCGCUAAAAAAGCGCCAACUAGAAAAAACAAUUCAAAUGCACGUAGAAAAUCUAUAUAUUGAUUGUUGAAUUACUGGAUUUGGGAUUUCUUUUCUUCAUUUGAACAUGUAAUGCAUAUACAUAAUUAACGUUUCCUGUUAUUAUUAUUAUUAUUGUCAUUGAGGUUAAUCAAUUGAAUAAUUCAUUGUUAUUUGAUUAAUUUAAAAGUUGAAUUCAUGAGUCCAUUGAAGCUGGACCACCCUGGAAAACCUCAAAGUACUAGACGGCCAUUUCGUUCUAAUAUGAGACUCUUCAGCAGUGCACAUUCACAAUCCCGCCACGCGAGAUUUAAGACUGACAGAUCCUGGUUUCGAAUCUCGCGGGGGUGCAUCGUGAAUGAGCACUGAUGAAGAGUCCCAUAGUAGAACGAAUCGGCCAUCUAGUACUUUGAGGUUUUCCAUGAUUGUCUAGCUUCAAUGGACUCAUGAAUUCAACUAUUAUCUUACUAUAAUAUUCACAAAAACCCAUCUUUGAUUUGAUUACUUGGUUGAGAAAUGACUGUGAUCAUUUUUAAUGAUGUUUUAAAAAUAAUUGAGAUAUUUUGAAAAGUUUAAGUAAUAAGAUAGUAAAUAAUA
Schistosoma intercalatum is the source of this 7364-nucleotide messenger RNA. Lineage: Eukaryota; Metazoa; Platyhelminthes; Trematoda; Strigeidida; Schistosomatidae. The record is from the annotation of a GenBank genome assembly.